This is a messenger RNA of Paraphaeosphaeria sporulosa, 2390 nucleotides long. Its product is annotated as peptide transporter PTR2-A. Lineage: Eukaryota; Fungi; Ascomycota; Dothideomycetes; Pleosporales; Didymosphaeriaceae. The transcript is spliced from 3 exons. The record is from RefSeq and is a predicted model, not a curated record. Gene Ontology annotation, biological process: transmembrane transport; oligopeptide transport. Gene Ontology annotation, molecular function: tripeptide transmembrane transporter activity; dipeptide transmembrane transporter activity. Bases 207 to 2078 code for a protein of 623 amino acids. Gene Ontology annotation, cellular component: plasma membrane; fungal-type vacuole.
AGCUGGGAGAUGGUUAUCGCCGUGGAGGCGACAGGUACUGUGUUCCCGGCGGGCUGGAUGCAGCGUGCGGGUAGCUCUGGUGGGGACAGGGUGGUUAAAUAUGGAGGAGGUGUCGCGCUGUUUUUGCCCGUUGGAAAUUCCGGGGUGAAACUAUCUCUUUCACUUUUUGCUGUGUUGUGAGUUCGCCUUGAGAAGCGCAAUUCAAGAUGGCGACGGCAUACGAGACUGAGGCUGCGGGCCUUCACCAGACCCUUGAUCAGCCUGAUCUAUCCAACAAGAGGCGGGACAUUGCUGGGGAGCCAUUGACGGAGAGGCCGUUUACUGCAGAUGAGAAGGCCGCCGCGCUUGAGGCCUCGUCACACACUCCCUCAGUAGCGGGCGAAGACGAUGGCUUCGGCGGUGAACUUCCCACCGAGGAGGAGAAGAAGACUCUUCGAAGAGUGGGUGACAAGGUCCCCAAAGCCGCGUUCCUUGUCGCGGUUGUCGAACUUUGCGAGCGUUUCACAUACUACGGUGCCUCUGGUCUUUUCCAAAACUACAUCCAGCGCCCGCUCGAUGGACGUGAUGGACCUGGUGCGCUUGGUAUGGGUCACCAGGGUGCAACCGGUCUUUCUACUUUCUUCCAGUUCUGGUGCUAUGUGACGCCCAUCUUUGGUGCCAUUAUCGCUGAUCAAUACCUCGGAAAGUACAACACCAUCCUCAUCUUCUGCUUCGUCUACAUCGCCGGUCUCCUCAUCUUGACCAUCACUUCGAUCCCUAGUGUGCUGAACCAAGGUGCCGGUCUGGGUGGCUUCGUAACUGCGAUCAUCGUCAUCGGACUCGGGACCGGUGGUAUCAAGUCCAAUGUUGCCCCUCUCAUUGCCGACCAGUACAAACGCCGCCAGAUGAAGGUUACGACCGACAAGAAGACGGGCGAGCGCAUCAUUAUCGAUCCGUCCAUCACCAUUACGCGCAUCUACAUGAUCUUUUACUUCUGCAUCAACCUGGGGUCCCUGUCGCUCAUCGCAACACCCUACAUGGAGCGUGACGUCGGCUUCUGGUCAGCGUUCUUGCUAUGUUUGUGCAUGUUCCUCGUCGGUACGGUCACCCUCGUUUUGGGACGCAAGGUCUACGUCGUGCGCCCGCCGCAGGGCUCCGUUGUCACGGACUGCUUCCGCGUCAUCUGGAUGAUGAUCAAGGGCCGCAACAUGAACGCCGCGAAGCCGACGUACCAGGCUGGCCUCGGAAACGACGCCAUCGCGACGAAGAUCAAGUGGGAUGACCACUUUGUCGAGGAGGUGAAGCGCGCCCUCAUCGCGUGCAAGGUCUUCUGCUUCUACCCGGUAUACUGGGUCGUCUACGGCCAAUUCUCCAACAACUUCGUCUCGCAGGCUGGCCAGAUGGCGUCCCACGGCAUCCCCAACGACCUGAUGCAGAACUUCGACCCCAUCGCCAUCAUUGUCUUCCUCCCCAUCAUGGAGCGCCUGGUCAUGCCCGCUUUGCGCCGCGCCGGCAUCCGCUUCCCGCCCAUCAACCGCAUCGUCGCCGGAUUCUGGAUCGCCUCCAUGGCCAUGGUGUACGCCGCGGUCCUCCAGCACUUCAUCUACAAAGCCGGCCCCUGUUACGAACAUCCAGGCUGCGACGCAUCUCUCGACGCAAACGGCCAGGCCCAGGGUAACAACAUCCACAUUGCCGCGCAAACCGGCGCGUACAUGCUCAUCGGUAUCUCCGAGAUCUUUGCCUCCGUCACCGGCUACGAGUAUGCGUACACCAAGGCUCCGCCGAGCAUGAAGUCCUUCGUGCAGUCCAUGUUCCUGUUGACGAAUGCCUUCGGCUCCGCCAUCUCCGAGGCACUGAACCCCGUGCUGUACGACCCGGCCAUCCAGUGGAUGUACGUUGGCAUUGCGGUCGCGAGUUUCGUCGCGGGAUGCUUGAUUUGGGUACUGUUCCACCACUUGAAUGAUACCGAGGAGGAGAUGAAUGCGAUGGAUCAGGAUUACGAUGCUGAUCCGACGCUAAGGAGGGCAAGUGUGCAUGAUGACAGGACGGUUGGCCUGCACAGGAGGAGUGUUGAGGAGAAGCCUGCCAUGAAUGCGUAGGGGGCAGGGGUCUGUAGUGAUUGUAUGAUUUGAGAAGAACAGGAGGUGGGCGGAUGCAUACCCCCAUAGUACCUAGGGUGAUGAUCGCACGCGGCGACGAGUAAUGAAACCUUCAACGUAAAGCACAUUAAUUUGAAAUGUCUCGUACGUGUACAAAUGCUUACUGAGUAUGAGUAGAUCGCUUUCCAGUGCUCGCAGUUGAUGUGUUCUCCCGCAUUCGCUUGGGUGUGGUCGACGUCCUUGCAUCGGCCUCGCUAACCGCGUUUACCCGCACGCCGAUGAUAUCCAUACCCGCCCCACUCUCGCAAAUUC